AUUUACAGGUGUACGGUACACUAGCUAUCCUCCUCGAGGAGGAUAGCUGAGGACUGAAAGGAUGUUCAACUUUCAGAGAAACAGGAGACAGAGCCUCUUUCCCAACUGCAAACUAGCAACCUCUGAGUCAACAGACGACACUGCUCCGUUCGCUAAACAGUGUUUGUUAAAACAGUGGAGCUCUUUAGGCGAACUACAGACGGAUAUCUAUGAAAUCUUCGGUGAUGAUGAGGAGGUUGAGAUGCAUUCGGAACCAACACUGUGGUUUGCAAACGCAUCACCCAGCAGGAAUUGCAUGCUUAACCUCAACGUUGGUGGAAAGUCCUACUGUAUCACCUACAAAAUGGCAGCAAGAUACCCACAGAGCAGAAUCGGACGUCUUGCAACCUAUACAGACCUCAACAUGAAGUUGAAACUCUGUGACGACUACAUUGUAAAGGACAAUGAGUAUUUCUUCGACCGAGAUCCAGACGUCUUCAACAGCAUCUUCAACUUCUACAGGACCGGCGUGCUGUGGAUCAAGGAUGAGCUUUGUCCGAGGAACUUCUUGGAAGAGAUCAAUUACUGGGGCGUUCGGAUCAAAUACUCGCAACGGUGCUGUCGGAUCCUCCUUGAGGAGAAACAUGAUGAGUUGUGCGAACAGCUCAAGGUUCAGAAGGAACUGGAGGAGGAGGUGGAAAUCGAAGAAAACGAGGACGCGUUUGAUAACAUGUUCCUAGGCAAGAUGAGACGCUCGAUUUGGAGCUUCAUGGAGAAACCGUUCUCCUCGAUACCAGCUAAACUAAUGGCGGUCGCCUCGAGUAUGUUUGUGCUGGUGUCACUGGUUACCAUGACUUUGACUACGGUAGACGAAAUGGAGAACAUGGCAUCUGCUAACGAGUUUAGCGGAAAGACAUAUGGAGAGCUUGUAGAGACUCUGUGUAUAACCUUCUUCACCUCCGAGUACCUAUUGCGUCUAGUUUCAACCCCAGAUAUGGGUUGCUUUGUUAAGAGCAUUCUGAACACGGUUGACCUCAUGGCCAUCCUGCCGCAGUUUCUCCAAUUUGCUCUUGAAAGCAUUGAGACCUUUGGUUCUAGGAAACAAACCGCUGACGUGGAGACUGUUGGUCAGGUGAGCAAGGUGGGACAAGUGUUACGAAUCAUGCGACUCAUGCGUAUUUUUCGUGUUCUGAAACUGGCGCGUCACUCAACGGGGCUCAGAGCGUUUGGCUUCACGUUGAGGCAGUGCUACCAGCAGGUGGGAUGUCUCUUCCUCUUUAUCGCCAUGGGGAUCUUCACAUUCUCCGCCAUGGUUUAUACUGUUGAACACGACGUCCCUCAAACCAAAUUCAUCAGUAUUCCACAUUCUUGGUGGUGGGCAUCUGUUAGCAUCUCUACUGUAGGAUAUGGUGACAUGUAUCCAGAGACCCUUUUGGGGCGGCUAUUUGCCUUUGCCUGCAUUUCCUUUGGGAUCAUUUUGAAUGGCCUUCCUAUCUCCAUGCUCUUUAAUAAGUUCUCUGAUUACUAUGCCAAACUGAAGUCUCAUGAAUAUACUUCCAACAUGAAGAACAGAGGGAAGGUUAACUUCAUCCUGAGAGCCAAGAAGAAACUCACAGUGUGUGGCUGCAUUGAAACUAAUGACACUAAUGUUUUGUAGAGACUAAUGCAAUCGAUUGAAUCUUGUCUGAAUGAGAUCAGUUUCUUAAAAGCCUCUUAUGUAAAAGUGCCAAGUGAAAUUUUAAAACACAAGUAAUAAAUAACACAGAUUUAAAAUAUCAAGUGGUACAUACUUACAGUCUGUUAUUCCUCACAUCUUGUUCCUGGUGAUUUAUCAAUUGUUUAGUUU
Messenger RNA from Carassius gibelio (silver crucian carp), 1825 nucleotides. Its product is annotated as potassium voltage-gated channel subfamily V member 2-like. NCBI's taxonomy places the organism in Eukaryota, Metazoa, Chordata, Actinopteri, Cypriniformes, Cyprinidae. The record is from RefSeq and is a predicted model, not a curated record. Gene Ontology annotation, biological process: protein homooligomerization; potassium ion transmembrane transport. Gene Ontology annotation, molecular function: voltage-gated potassium channel activity. Bases 62 to 1636 code for a protein of 524 amino acids. Gene Ontology annotation, cellular component: voltage-gated potassium channel complex; membrane. The transcript has 2 exons.